CAGCCGUACGACACCUCCUACAAAUAAUUUAAUUUGUUUAAACAAACUAGACUAAUGCCGGACUAAUUGAGAAAAUGGGUUCUGAAAGCGAGGAGUUCCUGAUAGAGGACUCGGACGAGUCUCUCUUGGAUUUGAAAGAAAUCAAUGAUUUGGAGUUUGAGAUACCGGAAGCCACUCUUCCGUCGCUGGAGAGGGUCUUAUGGGACAUGGAAUCAGAAGAGGGAAGCGACAGCGCUUCUUUAUAUUCAUUUCAAAGCAUGACUGCCAGAUUUCGAUCAAUGCUUUUCCACUGCGUCUUGCAGGGGGUGUCGAACCAAUUAUCCUCAGCCUCGGACAGAGUUAGAGCAGGUCUGCCGACUGUAAUAACCAACAGUUUGAAGUAUGUCGCCAUUGGAACAUCACACGGAUAUAUUUUGGCAUUUGAUUCUGAACAGAACCUGUGUUGGUGCCACCAUGACCCUAACUCGUCAGAUGAAGGGGCUAUAUCUGCUUUAGCAUUUAAUUUGGAAUCAACCAGGCUUCUCGUUGGUUAUGAGAGAGGUUACAUUUCGAUGCUUGACACUAAAAAUGGGGAUAUUUUACGAAGACUGCCAGACGCGCACGCGCCUCAAACUGCGGUCCUACACCUCCGCUUCUCGUUCCUAAGUAACCUCGCGUUAUGCGGCGACUCAUCGGGCUGCGUCUUUUCAGUGUCCUUCAAUAGGCGACUCGGUGUCCGCUCAUGGGAUUCCAAAUGCCUGUUUUCGGGGGCGCGUGGUGAGGUCUGCGUUUUCGAGCCCCUCACUCAAGGCCACGAUAUCGGUUUUCUUAGUCGUCACGUCAUUGUCGCCAUGGCCACCUUAUCUAAGGUUAUCGUUAUAUCGGUGAGGCCCCGCCUUAAGGUACACUUUAGUCAACAGUUACCAAGGAUAUCAACGUCGCUACCGUUGAUAUCUUGGCAGCUCGUCUCCGUCGGGAAAGUUUUUCAACCUGUAUUGGCGUGGGGCCGCGGCACUUCCUUGUUUUACACGAAACUCGUCGCGCACAACGGCCAAGUUAGACUCAUUCCUUUACGCAACGUCGAACUAACCUACAACAUAACUUCACUCCAUUGGCUCGGUCCGAGACACCUGGCCCUACUGGACGAUCAGGAAAACCUGCGGCUGGUGGAGGUCAGGACCCAAAGGGAGUUGGAAGUACUGGAACUGUCCAGCGCCGGCCUCGUAUAUAGUUCCGCCCACUUCAAGGCACUCGCCGUAGGCGGUGGUGUUAGCGAAGCUUUCGCGUUGGCCGGCGAGAGGGCGUGCUACAACAGCCUGUCGAGUCGCGGCAGCCAGUUGUUGAUUUUAGGUACUAGCGCCGUGCACAUGGUUAAGAUGCGCACGUGGCCCGAAAGAAUUUUUUACCUGAGCGAUCAGGGUCGGUGGACAGAGGCACUUAACCUCGCGGCAGAAGAAGGUUCGGGCCGCGAAGGCCUCACCAUGCAGCUUCUGCGGAAGUAUUUGAACGGCUUGAACCAGAACAGCGUCGACAAAGACAGCCUCACGGCCGCCGUCAACUGUUGCGUCAAGCUCGGCAAACGGGAUAUUUUGUGCGAGGAUCUUUUGGAGGCCGUGUCCACCGACUCGCACAACCUGGAAUGGUAUUACGCGUUGCUGUCCGAUCAUAUAUGCGCGGGAACGCUGAAAGAGCUCGCGCCGACCGUGUCGCAGAUGCUGGUGCGUUACCUGGCCGAUAAAGACCAUCAGCUUCUCGAGAGGGUGCUCCUCUCUCUGGACAUCGGCUGUCUCGACUUGCACCAGGCGCUGAAGCUGUGCAAGAAGCUCGGACUGUACAACGCCUGGAUACACAUCACGACCAAAACGCUAGGAGACUACACGAGUCCGUUGAUAGAAUUCUUAGCCGAUCUCACGCCGACCAACAACAGGUUAGGGAACACAAUGUUGGUGUAUGUGUCGUCGUGCUUGGCGGGUCUGGGCUACCCCACCGGCAAUAUACCGGAAACUGAAGUGGCGAGGGUUAAGCACGAUAUACUCCGGUGUCUCGAGACCGUCCACUCGAUAAACGGUAAAGCGGAUGAACCGAUUUAUCCCUACCUGAGGGCGCUCCUACGGUACAACAUCAGGGAGUGCCUGAACGUCAUCGAGCUGGCAUUCACGGAGGACGAGUUCGCGGGCGAGAUGGGGCUGCUGCAGCGCCAACGACUAGUGCAGAUCCUCUCCCAAGUCGUCGCGGUGCCCGAUUUCAGCGAAGGGGAAGUGAUCGUAUUGGCGUGCUUUGUGGCCCGACUGGUCGUGCAGGAGAGGCUUCGUAUCGACGACGCGUUGUUGAACGUCGCGAUCCAUCGCCUAACGACGACAGAGGCGGAAGGUCUCAACUUCCGCGACCAGGCGGAACGCGAACAGGCGUGGCUCGAUUUGUUACGGGCGGGGAAACUCGUGCGUAUCGAUUCGGACCGAAUGCUCGAGAUGGCGCUCGCGUCUAAAUGUUACCGGGUAGCGGAACGGCUCUACGAACUACGUCGCGAUUAUCGUCACGUGUUGCGGUGUUACGUCAACGAUCCCACGCGCAAGCUCGAAGCGUUCGGUUACGUCGCGAGUUACGUGAACGUGCCAGAAAGGCGCGUGCGCGAACAGUUUUUCGAAUGUUUCGAAGAUUUGGCGCGGACGAGCGAGGAGAACGCGGCCGAGAUCGCGAUCGAACAUUUUUCCGAUAGUAUCGAACAAUUGGCGUCGAUCUUGGACGGCCGCGGAGACUUGCAGUAUCGAUUUUUGAGCGAGGUGGUGGCGGGCGACGCGAAAUUGCCACCGCCCCUCGCGGAAAAGUAUCUCGGACAGCUGUGCGUCAGGGAUAGUGGCGCGGUAUACAGUUACGUGCAGCUAGGUAUGUGUCGGACGAAAGAGGCGUUGCAGAUAACGGAAAAGUACGGGGUUCACAGAGCGACGGCAUUGCUCCUGGAACAAUCUGGAGAGUGGCUCGAAGCACUCGAGCUGCUCAUCAAUCACGAAAUGAUCGAGGAAGGGGCUGCCCUGUGCGUACGCGGGGCAGAGCACCUCGACCACGAAAGUGCGCAGCAGCUGUGGCUCGCCCUGCUCCAGAGUAAGAGGAACGUCCCAAACGCCUAUCUGAGACAACUAAUCAACGCGGCGGCUCCCCACGUACCGCCCGACCAGCUCCUGGACCUCGUUUCCGACGCGCGGUUCGGUGACGUUAGGGAACUGCUUCGGGGAAUGCUCGCCGAUUAUCACCGCGAUGUGGACUUGCUCAAGGCGAGCUUGACCAUUGCCGGCAAAGACUUCCAUCACAAACUCGCCAAGAUGCUCCAUGGCAACGGAAAAGGUUUGUCGGUGUCGAACCUUACCUGCGGCCUGUGCGGCAAAUCGCUUUCGCAUAGGAGAGAGGCGGAGACGAACGGCACCGUAAUCGGCGUAUGGGCGUGCGGUCACUCCUAUCACGACUCGUGUCUGAGGUCGUCGGAAACAAAGGACGCGUGUCCGGAGUGCCAUUCGAGGGCCGUGCGGUGGCCCGAGAUACGGACACGUCCCGGUCACCGCCCAACCCGAGCCAAAACCUCCCUAAGACCCGACCUCGAGGGUCUCUUUUAAGGUUACACCACACUAGUCGUCCCGGCU
Molecule: messenger RNA, 3611 nt
Organism: Cylas formicarius (sweet potato weevil)
Lineage: Eukaryota; Metazoa; Arthropoda; Insecta; Coleoptera; Brentidae
Gene: Vps8
Product: vacuolar protein sorting-associated protein 8 homolog
Exons: 12
Coding region: 75-3584 (1169 amino acids)
Biological process (GO): endosomal vesicle fusion; protein targeting to vacuole
Cellular component (GO): late endosome; HOPS complex
Molecular function (GO): protein binding
Source: RefSeq, a predicted model, not a curated record